AUGGAAAAAUCAAAAGCUUCUACCGAGAGCACUGAUGAUACCCUCAGUAGACGACGCGACCCCAUGUUUGAAGCAGAAAAAGAGACCGUCGAACCCAGGAAGGACAAAAAUGGGAGUGGUAGUAGUACUGAUGGAUCACCGCGUCAAGAUCAGCUCCAUGAUUUGGAUGCUGAAAAGGGCCAGAAGGGAGUACCCGAUAAUAAUAAUAAGCAAUCUGGAACCCUGAUCAGUUCUGUGGCUGCUUCGGAGGGAGCCAUGGAUUCUAUUGUUGGCUCUAUUGAACCUCUCCCAACAAGAUUGCCGAGAUUACCUUCAGAGCCAGGGGCAUACGCCGAACGCCACGAGCGGAUCAACACACCGCGAUUUGGAGGGAAUCAACUAAGUGAGCCACCUCGUCUAGACGUAGUAGACGAGGCCAAUGUCUCUCCUGCCGGAACAGACGUGGAAAAAGGGCUGGUUGAGGCUACCCCCGUCGACUCCCCGAUUAUGGCAGCAGAGCCAGCAGAGCCUGUGGAUCAUGAUAGGCAGCAAGGCAAUGCGACACAGCAAGGUCCUAACAAAUGGAAUAUGAUUGGGUGCAUUUCUGCUGCCAUUAUCACAGUUUUGCUGCUAUUUGUUUUGAUCAUAUUCCCGGCCAAAAACUCAUCAGUGGAAACGCCUACCCCGUCCUCUAACACGACAAUACUUGACGGAGAAGACGAUAGCGUUGUGACCAUUGUUUUGCCAAGUGGAUUGCAGUUGAAUCUUCCUCUGGAAUUGACCAAUAACACACUAUGA
Molecule: messenger RNA, 777 nt
Organism: Seminavis robusta
Lineage: Eukaryota; Bacillariophyta; Bacillariophyceae; Naviculales; Naviculaceae
Source: the annotation of a GenBank genome assembly